Molecule: messenger RNA, 3889 nt
Organism: Myotis davidii
Lineage: Eukaryota; Metazoa; Chordata; Mammalia; Chiroptera; Vespertilionidae
Gene: SLC12A2
Product: solute carrier family 12 (sodium/potassium/chloride transporter), member 2
Exons: 28
Coding region: 1-3222 (1073 amino acids)
Biological process (GO): chloride ion homeostasis; potassium ion import across plasma membrane; sodium ion transmembrane transport
Cellular component (GO): membrane
Molecular function (GO): sodium:potassium:chloride symporter activity; ammonium channel activity
Source: RefSeq, a predicted model, not a curated record
AUGAGACAACAGGGCAUCCUAACUGAUCUCCCUCCUCCCGCCUUCAAACAUCACCGCUGGUACAGUAAGGUGUCCCUGGAGUGUGGACACACCCACGGCAUCUCCACUGGCGAGUCUCCGGUUACCGAGGGCAGCAGCCUGCACUCGGGCGGCGGCAGCAGCGGGCACCACCAGCACUACUACUAUGACACCCACACCAACACCUACUACCAGCGCACCUUCGGCCACAACACCAUGGACGCUGUGCCCAGGAUCGACCACUACCGGCACACCGUGGCCCAGCUGGGUGAGAAGUUGCUCCGUCCCAGCCUAGCGGAGCUGCACGAUGAGCUGGAGAAGGAACCUUUUGAGGAUGGCUUUGCAAAUGGAGAAGAAAGUACUCCAACCAGAGAUGCUGUGGUUACAUAUGCUGCGGAAAGUAAAGGAGUUGUGAAGUUUGGCUGGAUCAAGGGUGUAUUAGUACGUUGCAUGUUAAACAUUUGGGGUGUGAUGCUCUUCAUUAGAUUGUCAUGGAUUGUAGGUCAAGCUGGAAUAGGUCUGUCGGUCCUUGUAAUAAUGAUGGCCACUGUUGUGACAACUAUCACAGGAUUGUCUACUUCAGCAAUAGCUACUAAUGGAUUUGUACGAGGAGGAGGAGCAUAUUAUUUAAUAUCUAGAAGUCUAGGGCCAGAAUUUGGUGGUGCAAUUGGCCUGAUAUUUGCUUUUGCCAAUGCUGUUGCAGUUGCUAUGUAUGUGGUUGGAUUUGCAGAAACUGUGGUGGAGUUACUUAAGGAGCAUUCUAUUCUUAUGAUAGAUGAAAUUAAUGAUAUCCGAAUUAUCGGAGCCAUUACUGUGGUGAUCCUUUUAGGUAUCUCAGUAGCUGGAAUGGAGUGGGAAGCAAAAGCUCAGAUUGUUCUUUUGGUGAUUCUCCUACUUGCUAUUGCUGAUUUCGUCAUAGGAACAUUUAUCCCAUUGGAGAGCAAGAAACCCAAAGGUUUCUUUGGUUAUAAAUCUGAAAUAUUUAAUGAGAACUUUGGACCAGAUUUUCGAGAGGAAGAGACUUUUUUUUCUGUCUUUGCUAUCUUUUUUCCUGCUGCAACUGGUAUUCUGGCUGGAGCAAAUAUCUCCGGUGAUCUUGCAGAUCCUCAGUCAGCCAUACCCAAAGGAACACUCUUAGCCAUUUUAAUCACUACGGUGGUUUACAUAGGAAUUGCAGUAUCUGUAGGUGCUUGUGUUGUUCGGGAUGCCACUGGGAACAUUAACGAUACUAUUGUGACAGAGCUAACAAACUGUACUUCCGCAGCCUGCAAAUUAAACUUUGACUUUUCUUAUUGUGAAAGCAAUUCUUGUUCCUAUGGUCUAAUGAACAACUUCCAGGUAAUGAGCAUGGUGUCAGGAUUUGCUCCAUUGAUUUCUGCAGGUAUCUUUUCAGCCACUCUUUCGUCUGCAUUAGCAUCCCUUGUGAGUGCUCCCAAAAUAUUUCAGGCUCUAUGUAAGGACAACAUCUACCCAGCUUUCCAGAUGUUUGCUAAAGGUUAUGGGAAAAAUAACGAACCUCUUCGUGGUUACAUCUUAACAUUCUUAAUUGCACUUGGAUUCAUCUUAAUUGCUGAACUGAACGUUAUUGCUCCAAUUAUCUCUAACUUCUUCCUUGCAUCCUAUGCUCUGAUCAAUUUUUCAGUAUUCCAUGCAUCACUUGCAAAAUCUCCAGGAUGGCGUCCUGCAUUCAAAUACUACAAUAUGUGGAUAUCACUUAUUGGAGCAAUUCUUUGUUGCAUAGUAAUGUUUGUCAUUAAUUGGUGGGCUGCAUUGCUGACAUAUGUGAUAGUCCUUGGGCUAUAUAUUUAUGUUACCUAUAAAAAGCCAGAUGUGAACUGGGGAUCCUCCACACAAGCCCUGACUUACCUUAGUGCACUGCAGCAUUCCAUUCGACUUUCUGGAGUGGAAGACCAUGUGAAAAACUUUAGGCCACAGUGUCUUGUUAUGACAGGUGCUCCAAACUCACGCCCAGCUCUACUUCAUCUUGUCCAUGAUUUCACAAAAAAUGUUGGUUUGAUGAUCUGUGGUCAUGUACAUAUGGGGCCACGAAGACAAGCCAUGAAAGAGAUGUCCAUUGAUCAAGCUAAGUAUCAGCGAUGGCUUAUUAAAAACAAAAUGAAAGCCUUUUAUGCUCCAGUACAUGCAGAUGACUUGAGAGAAGGAGCACAGUAUUUGAUGCAGGCUGCUGGUCUUGGGCGUAUGAAACCAAACACACUUGUCCUUGGAUUUAAGAAAGAUUGGUUGCAAGCAGAUAUGAGGGAAGUGGAUAUGUAUAUAAACGUAUUCCAUGACGCCUUUGACAUACAAUACGGAGUAGUGGUUAUUCGCCUAAAAGAGGGUCUGGAUAUAUCUCAUCUUCAAGGACAAGAAGAAUUAUUGUCGUCACAAGAGAAAUCUCCUGGUGUCAAGGAUGUGGUACUAAGCAUGGAGUAUAGUAAGAAAUCAGAAUUAGAUACUUCCAAACCAUCUGGUGAAAAAACCGUUACACAUAAAGAUGAGGAAGAGGAUGGCAAGACUCCAACUCAACCACUGUUGAAAAAAGAAUCCAAAGGCCCUGCUGUGCCUUUAAAUGUAGCUGACCAAAAGCUUCUUGAAGCUAGUACACAGUUUCAGAAAAAGCAAGGAAAGAAUACUAUUGAUGUCUGGUGGCUUUUUGAUGAUGGAGGUUUGACCUUAUUGAUACCUUACCUUCUGACUACCAAGAAAAAGUGGAAAGAUUGUAAGAUCAGAGUAUUCAUUGGUGGAAAAAUAAACAGAAUAGACCAUGACCGGAGAGCGAUGGCUACUUUGCUUAGCAAGUUUCGGAUAGACUUCUCUGAUAUAAUGGUCCUAGGAGAUAUAAAUACUAAACCAAAGAAAGAAAAUAUUAUAGCUUUUGAUGAAAUGAUUGAGCCAUACAGACUUCAUGAAGAUGAUAAAGAACAAGAUAUUGCAGAUAAAAUGAAAGAAGAUGAACCAUGGCGAAUAACAGAUAAUGAACUUGAACUUUAUAAGACCAAGACAUACCGGCAGAUUAGGUUAAAUGAAUUAUUAAAGGAACAUUCAAGCACAGCUAGUAUCAUUGUCAUGAGUCUCCCAGUUGCACGAAAAGGUGCUGUAUCCAGUGCUCUCUACAUGGCGUGGUUAGAAGCUUUGUCUGAGGACCUGCCACCAAUUCUCCUAGUUCGUGGGAAUCAUCAGAGUGUCCUUACAUUCUAUUCUUAAACUUUCUACACAGUGGACAGCCCUUCAGACAGUACUGCAUUGCCUAGUGAAGUAACUGAAAUCUUCAAUGACACGUUAACAUCACAAUGGCGAACUGUGACUUUUCUUUCACUAUUUCAUUAAUUUGAAAGCACACAGGGAAGUUGUUCCAUUGACAUGUAUAUGGAGACUUCAGUUUGUCAUUAAUGUAUCUCAAUUUUAAUGAUGAUUCCUUGUUGUUGGACUAAAGCUCAUGAAGUAAAGUUUUCCUUUGCUACUUGAAUAGCAAUAAAAGUAUGUUAUUUUCUGACUGAUGAAAGAAAUGCAAAAAGCCUUUAGCCUUGAGGUGCCUUCUGAAAAUAACCAAAUUUCAUCCAUAUAUCCUCUUUUAUAAAUUUAUAGAAUGUCAAACUUUGCCUUCAACUAUUAGUUUUAUUUCUAAUCUCUUCUACCUUAAAAUGGACACUGCUUUUCUUCCAUUGACCAGUUAGUGUUGAGUACUGUAUGUUGUCUAUUAUUUUUGUAAAGGUUUAUGUUAGACAUUAAAGGUGAGAGUUAGGGCAAGUUAAUGGGGGGGGAGAGGGGGAUGGGAACCAAAAAGUGACCCCAAGUUUAGAUUGUAUGAAUAUGUAUAAAUGUAGACCUAGGAGGAAAAGGCCCAAUAAAUCUUUUUUUUUUUUUUAACUUC